CUCCGGCCCCUCGCGCUCUCUCUAUCAGCCUCUCACUCCGUCUCAAUAUGUCUCAAGAUGGCGGCCAAUGCGGGAUCGAUGUUUCAAUAUUGGAAGCGCUUUGAUUUACAGCAGCUGCAGAGAGAACUAGACACCACUGCCACGUUAUUGGCCAACAGACAAGAUGAGAGCGAACAGUCCAGGAAAAAGCUCAUCGACCAGAGCCGCGAGUUUAAGAAAAACACACCAGAGGAUCUGCGAAAGCAGGUAGCUCCGCUGCUGAAGAGUUUUCAGGCCGAGAUCGACGCUUUGAGUAAAAGAAGUAAAGAAGCGGAGGCUGCCUUCUUGAACGUGUAUAAGAAGCUGAUUGAUGUCCCAGAUCCCGUCCCCGUGCUGGAGCUCGGCCAGCAGCUACAGCUGAAGGUCCAGCGCAUGCACGACAUCGAGACAGAGAACCAGAAGCUGCGCGAGACGCUGGAGGACUACAACAAAGAGUUCGCCGAGGUCAAGAACCAGGAGGUCACUAUCAAAGCACUUAAAGAGAAGAUCCGGGAAUACGAACAGACCUUGAAGAACCAGGCGGAGAACCUGGCACAGGAGAAAGAGCAGCAGCUCCACAACGACUAUGCAGAGAAAGAGAGGAAGUUACAAGAGUCGCAGGAAUCAAUGGCCUCCAGGUUGGAAGAGGCAGAACACAAAGCUCAGAGUCUACAGACAGCACUCGAAAGCACUCAGGCAGAGCUGUUCGACCUGAAGACCAAGUACGAUGAGGAGUCCACGGCAAAAGCCGACGAGGUCGAGCUGGUCAUGACCGACCUGGAGCGAGCCAAUCAGAGAGCGGAGACCGCCGAGCGAGAGGCCGAGUCACUGAUGGAGCAGCUCACGUCGGCUAACAAGUCCCUGCAGCUGGCCACGCAGAUCCAGAAAGCUCCAGACAUGGAGCAGGCGGUAGAGGUGGUGUCGCGCUCCAGUCUGGAGGCCGAGCUGAGCGCUAAGGAGCGGGAGAUGGUGCAGCUGGUGGAGGACGUGCAGAGACUGCAGGCCAGUCUGGCCAAACUGCGCGAGAACUCCUCCACCCAAAUCAGCCAGCUAGAGCAGCAGCUCAGUGCCAAGAGUGCCACACUCAAGCAACUGGAGGAGAAGUUGCAGGAGCAGGCCGACUACGAGGAGGUGAAGAAAGAGCUGAGUAUCCUGAAGUCCAUGGAGUUUGGGCCGCCCGACAGCGCUACAGCACAGGACUCGUCUAAGCCUCUGGAGGUGUUACUGCUGGAAAAGAACCGCGGUCUUCAGUCCGAGAGCGCCUCACUCCGCAUCGCCAACACCGAGCUGAGCGGACGCUACACCGCGCUUCAGGUGGAGUUUGCAGCUGCAGUGAAGACCAGUGCCGAGCAGAAGGAGCUCAUCUUUAAACUGGAGCAUGACCUGAGCACCAUCCAGGCCAUGUCCUCCCUGGCUCGACCUGAUGCGGAGGGGGCAGACCUAAGUGGUAUGGAACGAAUCCCUGAGCCUAUUAAAGAGGCCACGGCUCUGUUCACAGGAGUUAUCAGCUCUUCUCAGGCUGAGCUUCCCCAGGGUCAGAUGGAUUCUCUGCUGUCCAUCAUCUCUAGCCAGAGAGAGAGAUUCCGAGCUCGAAACCAGGAACUGGAGGCUGAGAGUCGCUCUCUGAACCAGACCCUACAGGCUCUCCAGUCGGAGCUGGACAGUCUGCGUGCUGACAACAUCAAACUGUACGAGAAGAUCAAGUUCCUGCAGAGUUACCCAACCAGAAGCGGAGGCAGUGAUGACACCAUGAUGCGCUACUCCUCGCAGUAUGAGGAGAGGCUCGACCCUUUUGCCUCCUUCAGCAAGAAGGAGCGCCAGAGACGAUACCUGAGCCUCAGCCCAUGGGACAAGGCUACCCUCAGCUUGGGUCGUGUCAUUUUGUCCAACAAGAUGGCCAGAACAAUUGCUUUCUUCUACACUCUCUUCCUCCAUUGCCUGGUGUUUCUGGUACUCUAUAAAACAGCCUGGAGUGAGAGCAUUGGCCGUGACUGUGCUGCGUACUGUGCUAAGAAGUACUCAGACCAUCUGCACCGUUUCCAUGAGAACGGCGACAAUGCUGAUAUGUGGCAAUGAAGCAGCGUGACAGUAAAAGUUGAUGGUCUUCAUGUUUUCUCUGCUCUUUCGCUUCACCUAUAACUUAGAAUUAGUCCCUUAUAUCUCAAAAAAAAAAUGCUUUAAAGAGUAGGUUUGCAUUGUCAGCCACUAGAGGGCGCACAUGGUUUAAAGACUCCAAAAUUCAUAAUGACUAUAUAUAGAUCAGAGUUCAGAUUACUAUUAAGGAUCAUUUCUGUGCAUGCUCGCUGAUUCAUAAAUCUAUUUUAAAAAAUAAUAACAAAUAACCACACAUAUAAUUCUGCUGUGUUUUACAGUGGGGACCGGUUUAUGUCUGAAUUAUUCUGCUUCUUUCUUUUUCUUUUUGAAUUACAUAAAAUGAUUAGUAGUUGAUAAAAUAAGACAGUUUUUAAUUUUAGUUGAAUUCAUAUAUUACUUUAUCUUUAAAACUUUAAACAAUAUAAUAUGCUUUAAUUGUGGGUGUUUUUUUCCGCUCUUCUUUUGAAUCCUAAAUCAUUUCCAUCAGUGACAGGGUAUCGGGGUUACUGUGCUAUCUAUUUAAAUUCUAUGCAGAUGAUAAAUUCGUAGAAGUGAGUAAAUAUGUUAAGGUUGUGGAAAGUUAAACCUAAAGACUAAAGGUUUGUUAAGGUUUUGUUUAAACUGGGUUCCGUUGAUGUUGCGCUAUUAAGACGGUGGUGUUUACAGGGCGAGGAUAGCUUGCUGGCUGUAGAUCCUCUGCUCUUGUGUUUUUAACACAACAUGUCAUGUCAUGUUAUAAUCGAAACUGUGCAACACAGAUGGGAGCAUCCUCUACGUCCUGUUAGCACUGUGUUUAAUUAGCAUGUCUCUGUGUUUCUCUCACUCCCUUUUAGUAUCCUAAUAAAACUGUGAGCAUCUACAA
Clarias gariepinus (North African catfish) is the source of this 2974-nucleotide messenger RNA. It is a transcript of the gene cux1b, whose product is annotated as cut-like homeobox 1b. Gene Ontology annotation, cellular component: Golgi membrane. Bases 58 to 2094 code for a protein of 678 amino acids. The record is from RefSeq and is a predicted model, not a curated record. NCBI's taxonomy places the organism in Eukaryota, Metazoa, Chordata, Actinopteri, Siluriformes, Clariidae. The transcript is spliced from 23 exons. Gene Ontology annotation, biological process: intra-Golgi vesicle-mediated transport.